UAAUCAUUUAAUCUCCUGUCUAGCACUUCAGACUUUCAGUUCAAACUUGUGAUCGAAAGUCACAGCAAUGCUAUAGUUAUUGCAGCCAAAUUAGGACAGAGAAUUUAAUCAGUUUCAUUCCGAAAAAAAAUUAAAAUGGCUCAAAAUUCUGUUCUCUGUCUGUCGAUUCUUCUUUUUUGCUUCGGAAAAUUAGUGAUUGGGGCUAAUGAUACCAAUCCGCAUAUAAUUAUUAUCGUUGCUGAUGACUUGGGCUGGAAUGACGUGGGAUUUCACGGAUCUAAUCAGAUCCCAACUCCGAAUAUCGAUGCACUUGCUUACAAUGGUGUUAUCCUGAAUAAUCAUUACACUGGUGCAGUAUGCACACCGAGCCGAGCAGCAUUAUUAACGGGAAAAUAUCCUAUUAAUCUUGGGAUGCAGCACUUGGCACUCGAGGCAACCGAACCGAGAGGACUUCCAUUGACUGAAAAAUUACUGCCUCAAUACCUGAAAGAAGAAGGAUAUGCGACCCAUAUCGUUGGGAAAUGGCAUUUGGGUUUCUACAAAAAAGAAUACACCCCGACGUUCAGAGGUUUCGAUUCUCACUUCGGAUACUGGAGUGGACAUCAGGAUUACUAUAAUCACGAGUUUGAGUCAUCGGAUAAUUAUCGUGGUUACGAUAUGAGAAGAAAUAUGUCAGUUUCAUACGAAACUAAAAAUCGCUAUUCCACAGAUCUUUACACAGAAGAAACCAUUCGAUUAAUUGAUAAUCACAACAAAUCCACCCCCAUGUUCAUAUAUCUUGCACAUGCAGCAGUUCACAGUGGAAAUUCAGAGAACCUCUUGCAAGCACCUGACGAGGAAGUAGCGAAAUUCUCAUACAUCAGUGACCCGGAAAGACGAAAAUACGCAGCAAUGGUUUCAAAAUUGGAUGAGAGUGUUGGUGAAGUGGUGGCAGCUCUUCGUAGACGAGAAAUGCUGGGGAACAGUAUUAUUCUAUUUGUGUCUGACAAUGGAGCCCCCACAUUCGGUCCUCAUCACAAUGCUGGGAGUAAUUAUCCCUUCCGUGGGAUGAAAACGACGGCUUGGGAAGGUGCGGUGCAUUGCGUUGCAGCUAUUUGGAGUCCGUUAAUAAAUCAGCCGCAAAGAAUUAGCAAUCAACUUUUUCAUAUGUCAGAUUGGCUCCCCACCCUGAUUUCUGCGGCUGGAAUCAAUACAACACUGCCAAGUCUCGACGGUUUCAACAUGUGGCCAACCAUAACUGACAAUGACACUGCCCCACGUACUGAAGUUCUAAUAAACAUCGAUGGUAUAUCUAAUUACUCAGCGAUAAGAAGUGGUGAUUUUAAAUAUGUCGUCGGCUAUCCCGGUCGGGUUACCGGUUGGUAUGGGAAUUUGAGCACAUCAGGAGACGUCUAUCAGGAUUAUCAACCAGAGAAUGUCCUGAGAUCUAAAGCUGGAGUUGCCAUGAUUGGAUUAUUAACAGAGAGACAGCUUUCCAAUUCCGCCAAUAAUGUUCCAAUGUUGACCCACAGUGACAUUAGAGGUCUGAGAUCGGCAGCAACUCUUUCCUGUGGUGUGGCAGAGGGCCAAGAGAUUCCUUGUGAUCCAACUGUUGCACCCUGUCUCUUCAAUCUCGAAGAAGAUCCCUGUGAAAUGAUAAAUAUCGCGGGCAUACGUCCGGAAAUGGUUCAACUGUUGGAGGAAUCUCUCGAGAAGCACAUGAGCACUGCACUUCCGGCUGCAAAUAUACCGGGGGAUAUCAAAGGUGAUCCUGUUAGGUGGAAGGGUCUCUGGGUGAAUUGGCAAGACCCAAAGCCUGCGAUGACAGCCUAUGUUACUCACAAAACUGACACGAAUUCACUUUCAUCGAGCACAAUUAUCAUUGCAAUUUUAGGCUGUAUUCUAGUUUGCACUGUAGUUAUCAUAAUUAUUCUAGUAAUCAAUAACCGUAGGAAAAGUUCGCACAAAUACAUUGACAUAACGCAUGUUGGUGAGCUGAAAGGUUCUCACCUAUAAGCCAAAGUACUUAAUAUUUACGAAUUACCGAAGGGUAAUUUUCCAUGAAGAAUCUUCACGAUGGAAUGAACUUUGAAUUUACCUCGAAACGAGGCUCCCUUUUAGUUUAGCCCAACUAGUUUUUGUUAGUUUUAAUAUUGUUAUUGGUUAAAACAUUAGAUAAACAAGUUUUUAGCACCGUAAAUAUUAAGCACUUAUGUACUUAUGUAAAUUACCAUCGCCUCAACCAAGUCAGUAUUGAAACAGCAUACGCAUAAACUAUUUUUUUAACCCAAAAAUUGUCAAGACAUGUUACAGCUGUAAAUGGUUUAUAAUUGAUGAUACUGUCAAUGUAAUUAAUAACUCACAAAUAUUUUAUGUCCUCGAGAGCCACUAGUGGGCUGAAAGUUUAGUAAAACCAUUAUAAUUACAUAGAAUUUUUUAAAUCUUAGUUUUUAAGUUAUGCACAUUGUAAAUAUUGACUGUUUUUUUAUGAAUAAAAAAGUGUUAACAAAG
Molecule: messenger RNA, 2490 nt
Organism: Diachasmimorpha longicaudata
Lineage: Eukaryota; Metazoa; Arthropoda; Insecta; Hymenoptera; Braconidae
Product: arylsulfatase B-like
Exons: 8
Coding region: 136-1995 (619 amino acids)
Source: RefSeq, a predicted model, not a curated record